CGGCGGCGGCGGCGGCGGCGGCGGCGGAGGCAGCGGUGGCGGCUGCUCGUCCUAGCCAGGCGGGGGCGGGGGUCUGGAGGAUGGAGGCGGGUGGAACAACGGGACGGUGAGGAGCAGCCGCCGCCGUCUCCGCCGUCGCUUCGGCAGCCGCCGUGGUAGUAGCCUGGGACAGCGCCGCUUGCUCUCAGGUCAUCCCCUCCUAUCCCGAUAUCCCGCCAGAGGAGGCUGAGUCUGAAGCGCGACCGGUGGCGCGGAGACGGUCCGGCUCCUCAGCGGCGCGGGCGGCCGCAGUGACAGCCCGGUCCCGGCCCGCCGUCCGCCCUCGGUGCCCGCAGCCACGAUGAACCGGGGCGGCAGCAGCCCGUCGGCCGCCGCCAACUACCUGCUCUGUACCAACUGCCGGAAAGUGUUGCGGAAGGAUAAAAAAAUCAGAGUGUCUCAACCCUUGACAAGAGGACCAAGUGCCUUUAUUCCAGAGAAGGAAGUUUUCCAAGCAAACACAGUGGAUGAACGUACUAACUUUCUUGUGGAAGAAUACUCUACAUCUGGUCGUCUGGAUAACAUCACCCAGGUCAUGAGUCUGCACACUCAGUACCUAGAAUCUUUCCUGCGGAGCCAGUUCUACAUGCUGCGCAUGGAUGGCCCCCUUCCUCUGUCACAUAGGCACUACAUCGCAAUAAUGGCUGCAGCUAGACAUCAGUGUUCUUACUUAAUAAACAUGCAUGUGGAUGAAUUCCUGAAGACAGGAGGUAUUGCUGAGUGGUUGAAUGGUUUGGAAUAUGUACCACAAAGACUGAAAAAUCUUAAUGAAAUAAAUAAGCUGCUAGCACACCGACCCUGGCUGAUCACGAAAGAGCACAUUCAGAAACUUGUCAAAACUGGAGAAAAUAAUUGGUCUUUGCCUGAACUGGUACAUGCUGUGGUCCUACUGGCACAUUUUCAUGCUUUGGCAAGCUUUGUUUUUGGUAGUGGCAUCAAUCCAGAAAGAGAUCCAGAGAUCUCCAAUGGAUUCAGGCUAAUAUCAGUCAACAAUUUCUGCGUUUGUGACCUCGCUAAUGACAACAACAUAGAGAAUGCAUCUCUUACAGGCAAUAACUUUGGGAUUGUAGAUUCUCUAAGUGAGCUGGAGGCCUUAAUGGAAAGAAUGAAAAGGCUUCAAGAAGAAAGGGAAGAUGAAGACACAUCUCAGGAAGAAAUGACCACUCGUUUUGAGAAGGAGAAGAAAGAAAGUCUUUUUGUUGUCUCUGGAGAUACUUUUCAUUCAUUUCCUCAUUCAGAUUUCGAAGAUGACAUGAUUAUAACAUCUGAUGUCUCCCGAUAUAUUGAAGACCCUAGUUUUGGAUAUGAAGACUUUGCCAGACGAGGAGAAGAACAUUUGCCAACAUUCCGAGCUCAGGACUAUACCUGGGAAAAUCAUGGGUUCUCCCUGGUGAACAGACUUUAUUCUGACAUUGGACAUCUUCUUGAUGAAAAGUUUCGCAUGGUCUACAGUCUCACCUAUAACACUAUGGCCACCCAUGAGGACGUUGACACAACCAUGCUGCACAGAGCUUUAUUUAACUAUGUUCACUGUAUGUUUGGAAUCAGGUAUGAUGACUAUGAUUAUGGAGAAGUUAAUCAAUUACUUGAACGAAGCCUGAAGGUUUACAUUAAGACAGUGGCCUGCUAUCCUGAGAGAACUACCAAGCGCAUGUAUGACAGUUACUGGCGUCAGUUCAAACACUCAGAAAAGGUUCACGUCAAUUUACUUUUAAUGGAAGCACGGAUGCAAGCUGAACUUCUGUAUGCUCUUCGUGCCAUCACUCGGCAUUUGACCUGAAGCAUCAUCAGGGAAAAUGUUAUAUAUGUGUAAAGACCUUUUCACAUACGAUAUACAUCAGAAGCUGUUUGUGAUGUAGCAUCAGAAAUUAUUCACUUCUCUGUGUCAAAGUUUAGCCGUUUUUUUGGGGGCGGCUGUAAUGUGCAAUGAUGUGUUUUCUUUUUCUUGAUGCUUAACAUUACUAACAAUUGCAAAAAUAAUACUGAGGAGCACUACUUUGCAUUGUUUUAGUUGGAUUUUUGGAAGCUGAUCAAAAUCAUGAACCUGGUAUGUUAAUGCUUAACUUCAGCGCUUUGGGGUUUGUGUGUAUGUAUAUUUCCCUCCCCCCUUUUUUUGGUUUAACAAGGAAAAGCGCUUACAAUCUGCUCAAGUGAUUAUUGAUUCAGAUAUUGGAAUUCAGCAAAGAAUAACCUCCUCUGGUCAUUCUCAACUCUUCAUGUUGUGUCCUAAAUCUGGUAGAGGAAAAGCAUGUGCUGUUGAACUAAGCUGCUCACAGGACACAUACCUGUGUCCCCAGGAGAUUAUUUGUCAGGCACUGUUUGGUUUUUUUUUUUUUGUUGUUGUUCGUUUGUUUUUGGUUUUUUACUGCUAUUGGCGAUAACGUGAAAUGUGAUACAGCCAUUGUCCAUUAUUUAAUGUGAAAUUAAUCAUGAUGAAUUCUAUAGCAUGCUACUGAAAUGCCAAAUUCAGCUAUUUUCUUUCUCUUCUGAAACAGAAGUUUCAGUUUUCCGUAUCAGAUGUAUAUAUUAAAAGUGGAAUUAUGCACAAUCCUUUCUAUCACUGACAGCAAUCCUCAGUCAUCUUAAAUAAUCAGUGCUUACAGUGCUGCUUACAGUUCGUUUAGUUGACACAUACAAAGUUGUACCCACCCACACAAGGCUGACCAAAAAUUUUCUUUGCACAUUUUUCUUUUCUCAUAGUGUUUUCUGUAUUGCAGUAAGCAGAAGGUUAAUACACCUAUAUAUUUUUUCCUAUUAGGCUUUUAGAACUUAUUUUCCAUGAUUUUUCUUAUAAUAGGUUAAAACAGUUUAUUAUUCAAAGGUAAAAAUUGUGUUUCUAUGCAUUAAUGUGAAUGAACAACAACAACAAAAAGAGUGCAAUAUGUUAAAAAAUAUAUAUACUCAACUAAACUUUCCCCCUAUUAGUCACUGCAGAAGUGUCCUUUCAAACAGAGCCAUAAAGAAAUUUGAUUCAGAUUUCUUUAUUGCAUAAGGCUUUUGUCUUACUGGGGUUGAACAAUGUUCCUUUCAUAAUGCCAAAGCAUCCCCUGCCCCAGAAAAAUCUCUUUGGAUGACUGGUUAAAAAAGAUUUAUCAAGUCUUAGGGGGAAGAAUAUAAGCAUCCAAAAAGUCACAUUUUUGCAUUGGUUUAUGUUGCUUGGUUAGAGUAUCUUCACAGAGCACAACAUUAUGUGUUUAUAGCUUUAAUUUGUCUUAUGUUAACAAACCAGUGAAGUGCCUAAAGAGAUGCUGACAACUAAUCCAGUAGGACACGACUGCACAGCUUAAACGCUUUUUGGUUAAUUGAAGGUGACUUAAAUUGUACACCAACAUACUAAUUUUUUAAAACAUCCAUUUUUUUCAUAGUAAAUAAUAUAGUUAAAAAUUUUCCCCC
Messenger RNA from Pteronotus mesoamericanus, 3432 nucleotides. RefSeq names its product sestrin 3 (gene SESN3). Bases 341 to 1819 code for a protein of 492 amino acids. Gene Ontology annotation, cellular component: nucleus. NCBI's taxonomy places the organism in Eukaryota, Metazoa, Chordata, Mammalia, Chiroptera, Mormoopidae. The record is from RefSeq and is a predicted model, not a curated record. Gene Ontology annotation, molecular function: L-leucine binding; oxidoreductase activity, acting on peroxide as acceptor. The transcript is spliced from 10 exons. Gene Ontology annotation, biological process: cellular response to leucine starvation; regulation of response to reactive oxygen species; positive regulation of macroautophagy.